AUGCCCAAUAAUAUUACUCAAUUUCUCCUACUCGGAUUCCCAGAUUUUCAGUUUUGGCACUAUGGAUUAUUUGGGAUUUUCUUGACUAUGUAUUUACUGACUAUCGCUGGAAAUAUCACGAUUGUCUCUAUAGUGCGACAUGAUGACUCCCUACACACCCCAAUGUAUUUUUUCAUCAGCAACUUGUCUUUUAUAGAGAUAAUGUUUACUACUGUCACUGUUCCCAAAAUUCUUGCUCUUGUUAUUGGAUACAGCAAAUCAAUAUCAUUUCACAGUUGUCUCAUUCAGUUUUAUUUCUUUUUUUCUUUGGGAUCCACUGAAUGUUGCCUUUUAGCAGCCAUGUCAUACGAUCGUUAUAUCGCAGUUUGCAACCCACUACACUACAGCAGUAUUAUGAAUAGAUCUGUAUGUUUAUACAUAGUCUUGGCAUGUUGGGUUGAAGGCAUCUUCAUUACAUCAAUUCACACUUUUUGUAUUGCCAAUCUGAAGUUUUGUGGUAAAAACACCAUUCACCAUUUUUUUUGUGACCUUUCCCCACUGUUGAAACUUUCAUGUGAAAAUACAAGUGUCAUAGAAUUUCUAAAUUUUCUCACUGCUUGUGUCAUCGUGUUAUGUUCAUUUUCUUUGACCCUUUUCUCCUACAUCAGAAUUAUAAUGACUGUUUUAGCGAUUCCAUCCAGUACUGGAAAACGCAAAACAUUUUCUACUUGUGCAUCUCAUCUUAUUGUUGUCCUUAUGUUCUUUGGAACGGUGGCUUUUGUUUAUGUUAGGCCAAGGGUCAGCACAGAUUUUGAGGCAAAUAUGUUUAUUUCUAUGUUGUUUAUAGUUGUGACACCUGCAUUGAAUCCUUUUAUCUAUAGCUUACGGAACAAGGAAGUCAAAUAUGCGAUAAAAAAACUUAUUCGAAAUUCUAGGCUAUUAUACAGACAGAUGUCAUAA
Bombina bombina (fire-bellied toad) is the source of this 939-nucleotide messenger RNA. RefSeq names its product olfactory receptor 6F1-like. The record is from RefSeq and is a predicted model, not a curated record. Gene Ontology annotation, biological process: G protein-coupled receptor signaling pathway. Gene Ontology annotation, cellular component: membrane. Lineage: Eukaryota; Metazoa; Chordata; Amphibia; Anura; Bombinatoridae. The transcript has a single exon. Bases 1 to 939 code for a protein of 312 amino acids. Gene Ontology annotation, molecular function: olfactory receptor activity; G protein-coupled receptor activity.